UGUGGCUUGGUGUGAUCGGCGGCUUAGGGGAACCGAGCCAUAUCUGUGUUUGAUGGAUGGAGGAAGGCAGCGCAAAGGGGCGUCCCCUGGACCUUGACUGGAAUAAACUCUUGCCUACCCACGAUGACGGACCACCAUCGCCUGUGGUCGUCAUCAACACUUGUACCAAAACCAUCGUUUCGAUCACAGAACCCCAACGGACCUCCCAUAGGGAUGUCGAUCCCCGCGCUGAAGACCUACGACUCCUAACCGAUCACCAGCUUACAGAUUCGUAUAAUAGUAAAUUACGCACCUUCGAAAACACUGCUAAGAAUUUGCCUGAUAAAGGCGAUAAACUUCGAGUCACCCUCAAGCACUAUGAAGACGAGCUAAGUCGCAGAAGACGGAGACGCCUUGAGAAGGAAGUUGAUGAGUGUGAGGAGUCCAGAACAGCUACAACCUCAACCAUUAUCGAUGUGUCUGAUGGCUCGAGACAAGAGAAUUUGCCAUCUGAAGCACAGUCAAAAUCCUCAUUUGCAUCUAUUUUUUUUAAAAAAAUUGAAGAUAUUGAUUGUGGGACACCCAAUACAUCCAAGAAAGAGUCACUUAGUAAGCAUUGUGACAGUCAGAACACUAGAGACAACUUUGUACGGAAGGGACGAAAGAGAGAGCAAUCAUCUUCAAGACAAUUUCCAUAUCAAUGUCGCAGCAAUCUUUCCAAAUGUGAUACCCCUAAAAAUGAUAAAAGGCGCAGAGUAACUUUCACUCGGUCUCUGCACGACAUUGAGCAAGUGUCUGGAUGCUUACCAGAAAUGAAGGAUGCACCUCAGGCAAUUCGAUUGGAUGAUUCAAGAUCCAAGAAGGGUCAGGCCAUUGUUCUUGAUGAUGAGGAUGAAACUUUUAUUCUGGAGAAAGAAUGUCAAGAAAAGAAACUUGAUGAAUGCCUGAAUGAAGCUAAGAUAUAUUAUCCAUCAAGGGACGAUCCAAAAUGUGUUGAGAUUUGCUACAGAGACAUUGAUUGCCUGGCUCCUGAAGGCUUUUUAACAUCAACUAUUAUGAACUUCUACAUUCGAUACCUGCAACAACAAGCGUCUGUAACAGAUAGAUCAAUAUCUGACUAUCAUUUUUUCAACACAUAUUUCUACAAGAAGCUUAAAGAGGCUGUUUCCUACAAGCGGAGUGACAGAGACACAUUCUUUGCAAAGUUUAGACGGUGGUGGAAGGGCACAAAUAUUUUUCAGAAGGCAUAUAUUCUAAUUCCGAUUCAUGAGGAUCUUCACUGGAGUUUGGUCAUUAUUUCUUUCCCAGAGAAAAAAGAUGAAUCUGGGCCAAUCAUACUUCAUUUAGAUUCUCUGAGUCUUCACUCUAGUAGAUCCGUUUUUGAGAACGUAAAAAGUUUUUUAAAAGAAGAAUGGAAAUAUGUGGACCGAGAAUAUGUGCCCUCAGAUAUUCCAAUAGCUGACAAGAUAUGGAAGUAUCUUCCACGUAGAAUUGAAGAUAAAAUACUUGAGGUUCCCCAACAGAAAAACGAAUAUGACUGUGGUCUUUUUGUGCUGUACUUCAUUAAGCGUUUCAUAGAAGAGGCUCCUGAACGAUUGAAGAAGAAAGAUUUAAACAUGUUUGGCAAGAAGUGGUUUAAGCCUGAAGAGGCAUCCAGUUUGAGGGUGAAAAUUCGUAAUUUGCUCAAAGAAGAAUUCCAAAAUUCAUGCAAAAACAUGUCAUCUGCUGUCACUCCCCCUGAAUGUGUCAAGACAGACAAGGAUUCUUGACCCACUUUGGGAUCAUGCAUUGCAAUCCUCAUGUCACUGGAUGAACAAUCUGUGCAUAGCUUACGCUGUUGUUUAUUUGGUGUACGGACAACAAUUGUUUUGCAGGGAGUCUGUAGGAAUCAGGGUAUCCGAUGGCCUUGCAAGGAAAACAAAGGUUGCUGAUAAAAUACAGCCAACUUGGCCAGUUUCUGACCCUUUGGUAAGGAAAUAUUUAGAUACCAAAUAUGACAAUGUGUACAGUAAGAAACAGUAGAAAGCUGAGCUCUAUUUAUUAUGUCAAUUUCUUAGUUUAGUCAUGCUGGUCUGGUCGCUGAGAAUUCACACAAUCGCAAUAUUAUUCAACCACCCUUAUCCA
Prosopis cineraria is the source of this 2103-nucleotide messenger RNA. RefSeq names its product ubiquitin-like-specific protease 1D. The transcript is spliced from 14 exons. Gene Ontology annotation, molecular function: cysteine-type peptidase activity. Gene Ontology annotation, biological process: proteolysis. The record is from RefSeq and is a predicted model, not a curated record. NCBI's taxonomy places the organism in Eukaryota, Viridiplantae, Streptophyta, Magnoliopsida, Fabales, Fabaceae. Bases 57 to 1748 code for a protein of 563 amino acids.